This is a messenger RNA of Vanderwaltozyma polyspora DSM 70294, 2928 nucleotides long. It is a transcript of the gene FAR11, whose product is annotated as Far11p. The record is from RefSeq and is a predicted model, not a curated record. Gene Ontology annotation, cellular component: cytosol. Gene Ontology annotation, biological process: cytoskeleton organization. The coding region runs from base 1 to 2928 and encodes 975 amino acids. Lineage: Eukaryota; Fungi; Ascomycota; Saccharomycetes; Saccharomycetales; Saccharomycetaceae. The transcript has a single exon.
AUGCAAGAGGGGAAAGUUGAAUUUGAUGUAAAGGAUAAUAAAGAUCCGGUGAACCGUUCUGUUUCUGUAGGGAAUCUUCGACAGUACAAUGAGUUGAAGCGAACUACUGGGUUUUUGAAUGAUGUGAAUUCAGAAUUUGAAAGUAAUAAUUUGUUUCAAAAUUUAUCAAGCGUCAAAUUACAAAGAAACUCGUCAUUAGAUGAAACUCGUCUUCACAGUUCUGCACAAAAGUAUCCCCAUAAAAUAAACACUUUUGAUCCAACUUCUUCUAUGGGCAUGCCUAGUGUCUUAUCACCUACCGGUUCGUCUUCUUUGUCUCCCAUUUCUUCUGGAAGUUUUAAGUCCAGGGCAGGUUUGGAUGGGAAUUCUACUACGAUGGCGAAUGAUGAUAACAUGAGAGACUUGACAUGUUCAAGCCAAACUGACAUUUCGGAUUUUGAAUUGGAUAAUAUCAAUGGUUUUCAAAUCGAACCAGAGGCUUCUGAUAAAAUUGAAAUUCCUGAUACUGAAGAAGAUGAAGAAUUCCAAAAUGUAGAUGAAAUCGACGGGCCUAUAUCCAACAACAAUAUUGUCGAAGAUAAUAAAAAUUUCAAUAACAAUAAUCAAAUAAGCACAGAUAAAAAUGAAGUCGAUUAUAAUAUGCCAAUUGAUGCUCAGUUAAAAAAAUCACUGGAAGAAAGAGCAGCGGAUUUUGAAAAAUCUACAGAAGUUCAUAGUAUAGCUACACCUAAAAUAGAUUGGCAUUUGAAAAAUUACUACGGUUUAGAAAGAGAAUUGCCAGAAUGGUUUACGCUUGCUGAUUACACACAUAUUCCUCAAACAAAAUCACAAUUUGAUAAGCAUAAUAUAGUCCCAGGAAAAUUUAUAAAUGAUGAAGAUUAUGCUAGGACAAUUAUACAGUCAUUAUUAGAAAAUUUGAUUGAACAGCCAAGUUCAAAUAUAAUGGCAUUAUCAUAUAUAGCAUUAGGAAUAAAUCCUGAAUCAGAUUCAGUAACGAACCAAUUAAAUUUUAUGAAGAGAAAUAAUCUAUUUAUUGUAGAAAUCGGUUUAGACAAAAUAGUAAAAAGUUUUUUUAAAAUAGCAAGUUCGUGCAGAGAUGCAAACAGUAAUUUGAGAAAACAUACUGUACUUUUAUUUUACUCAAGUACUAUACUUUUUUGUAUUAUUAGCAUUUGCAUAGAGGAAAGAAAUAAUAAUGAGAAAAUUAUCAAAGAAGCAAUUUCAACUUUUGAUAAACUAAAAUUAUUACAAUUUUUAACAAAAUAUAUAGAGCAUUGGAGAUGGAAUAGUAGACUUUCUAUGAGAAUAAGAAAUAUUAUUAGUUUAUUGUUCAAGGCGUUAACAUUACAAUUUGGUGAUCAAGAUAUUUAUAGGGAAACAAAGUAUACUAUCGAAAAAGUACAUGGAAUUAAGCGAAGUGAAGGCUGUCAAAAUAUGAAACUGGAUAUUUCACCCCUGCAUUAUCAAGCAUUUAGAGAGGACAUUGUCUCAAGAUAUCCUGAUUUUGAUCCUCCCAGCGAAAAUUUGCCAAAGGAUAUCGACAACUCUAAUUCUUUAUCUCAGUUUUUGGAGAUACCAAGAUCUAAAGUAAGAAACCCAAUUAAUAUGACUUUGGCAGUACCUGAACAACACCUCGCAACUCCAGCACCAUCACCCCCAAGCUCGCCUACAUUUUUUCCUAUUAAUCCAUCAUCAAGACCAAGAAAAUCGUUUCAAACAAACAUGGCAUAUCCAUGUUUAUACCCAUCAGAUAAUGAAAGUGGAGAUGAUGAUUUAACGAAGAGAACACAAAUAAAUGAAUCCUAUCUUGAUAAAGACAUAGUUGUUCCAUAUAGUAUUCAAGAAGCCACCAAGAUAUUGAGUGAUAACCUAAGAAUUAAAUUAAGUAACAAGCAACUAUGGCAUGAAAGAGAUCUUUUCAUGAUGAGUGAACGUGGUUGGAACAUGGAUAGGACAAAAGGGCCUUAUAAUUAUAAGCUUGUUGGUUCUACUGAAGAAAAUGAAGAAAGUAUCGAAAUAAUGAAAAGAAUUGAAUCAUAUUACGAAGAUUGCUUACCCUCUUUUAACUCCCUAGUAUUUGUCCUCUUACAAACAAUGGAAUCGAACAUGUCUAAUAUUGAUUACCGUAUUGCCGACAUUGGAGAUAUCGCUACAGAGGAGGAGUUAAUACCACAACUAGAGAUUUCAAGAGCAAAAGAAAUAUCAUUAAAGUCUUCAUCAGGGAUUCUCUACCAAAUGUUAAUUUGGUUUAAGCUUAAUCAUAUACUGAAAUUUGAGUAUCUCUGUGUUCUACUGUAUGAUUCCCGAUUUAUCAAUAUCUCUACCACUAUCCUUAAUAAAUAUUCAGAGGCAUAUUUAGAGAAAGUUUUUGAUCGAAUGAUGAAGCCCAAGCAUUCUAUUUGGAAAGAGUGUUCGAAAUAUUGCCAAUACGAGACAUCCGAUGUGGCAAAAUCGCACCAAGAAAGUUGUAUCGAUGACAAUAUCUUAGCCUCUUUUACAUAUAUGUUUAAAAUAUUGAAAAAAAUCACCGGUAGCAAAACUCAAAGAUUAAAAGAAUUACCACUAUCAAUCGGAUUAUUAUUCAGAAGAUAUUUUAGAGCAUUUAAUCUAGAUGUAUACCAUCCAAUUUUAAAGAUCGUGAAAGAAUUGACGCCAUUCAAAAACAAGAGAUGGAAGUCAGAGCAUAUGGAACUGAUUUCUGGUGUAUACUUGUACGAAAAACUUGAACUAAUAGAUAACUGGGUUACCGGAAAGGAUAUAUCCAACGAACUAAGUGAUGCGUGUGGUCAAGAAAUAGCAUUAAGAGCACUGUUACAAUUCUACAAUUUUUUCCAUUACGAAGAAGCCAUGGCAGGUUUAGGUUACGGUACUAGAACAAAUGUAAACCAGUGUCUACUAAAUAAAGAAACCGAUACAUAUUCCGUAUGA